Messenger RNA from Fraxinus pennsylvanica, 1221 nucleotides. Lineage: Eukaryota; Viridiplantae; Streptophyta; Magnoliopsida; Lamiales; Oleaceae. The record is from the annotation of a GenBank genome assembly.
AUGGACCAGAUAGAGCACAAAUACGUUGAAGUGAACGGGCUGAAACUUCACGUGGCUGAAAUCGGGAGUGGAUCAUCGCCGGCGGUGGUUUUCUUGCAUGGUUUCCCAGAAAUAUGGUACUCGUGGCGCCACCAGAUGAUUGCAGUGGCAAGUGCUGGUUUCAGAGCCAUUGCGCUUGAUUACAGAGGUUAUGGGCUUUCCGAUCCGCCACCCGAACCCGAGAAGACCACCUUCUUAGACCUCGUUGGUGAUCUUCUUGCGCUUUAUGAUGCUCUUAGCAUCUCCAAGAUAGAGCACAAAUACGUUGAAGUGAACGGGCUGAAACUUCACGUGGCUGAAAUCGGGAGUGGAUCAUCGCCGGCGGUGGUUUUCUUGCAUGGUUUCCCAGAAAUAUGGUACUCGUGGCGCCACCAGAUGAUUGCAGUGGCAAGUGCUGGUUUCAGAGCCAUUGCGCUUGAUUACAGAGGUUAUGGGCUUUCCGAUCCGCCACCCGAACCCGAGAAGACCACCUUCUUAGACCUCGUUGGUGAUCUUCUUGCGCUUUAUGAUGCUCUUAGCAUCUCCAAGGCUUUUCUGAUUGCUAAAGAUUUUGGAGCUAUUGUAGCUUCUAUAUUUGCUGUUCUCUACCAGGACAGGAUCUUGGGGUUUGUGACAUUAGGUGUGCCAUUCUACCUUCCUCGUUUUCUCACUUCUGACAAGCAACUCCCUGAAGGCUUCUACAUGUCAAGAUGGAAGGAACCUGGGCGUGCUGAAUCUGAUUUUGGUCGACUUGAUGCCAAAACUGUAGUGAGGAAUGUUUAUAUCCUGUUUUCCAGAAGUGAGAUACCAAUUGCUCAUGAAAACGAGGAGAUCAUGGACCUGGUUGACUCGUCCACUCCUUUACCUUCUUGGUUCACUGAGGAAGAUCUUGCGACUUAUGGAAUGUUGUAUGAGAAAUCGGGGUUCCAGACUGCACUUCAGGUUCCUUAUAGGUCAUUUCACGAACAGGUUGCUAAACCGGAUCCGAAAGUUCAAGUUCCGGCUCUACUGAUCAUGGGCGAGAAAGAUUACGUGUUCAGAUUCCCAGGAAUGGCAGAUUACAUAACUAGCGGAAAAGUGAAAACAUUUGUACCUAACUUGGAGAUAAGUUUCAUACCUGAAGGAACUCAUUUUGUUCAAGAGCAACUUCUUGCCCAGGUGAAUGAUCUUAUUCUGAACUUCCUGAGAAGCCACAAUAAUUAG